AUGGAGAACUAUUCAGAAACUAUGAUGAAUUUCGCUGUUCAAAUUCCAUCAUUGAAGCCCUCUACUACAAUUGAUCAAGUGACAAGUGAUAAUAGGAGUGUUUUUCAUAAUGAAAGCAACCUUUUUGGAAGAAAUGAAGAUGUAGCCAAGAUAGAGAUAACUGUGCUCAGUAUCACCUUUGCUGUCGCUGUCAUUGGGAACUUGAGUGUUUUAAUGGCUUUAUCCAGGACCAAGAAAAAAAUCUCUAGGAUGGAUCUCUUUAUAAAGCAUCUCAGUUUGGCAGAUCUAAUGGUUGCUUUUUUCCAGGUCCUGCCUCAGCUUUGCUGGGAGGUAACUUUUCGUUUUUCUGGUCCAGAUUUUCUUUGCAGAAUCGUGAAACAUCUCCAGGUUCUGGGUAUGUUUGCCUCUACCUACAUGCUGGUUAUGAUGACUGUGGACCGUUACAUUGCCAUAUGCCACCCGAUGAAGACUCUCCAGGAACCUACCAAAAGAUCGUAUUUGAUGAUAAUCAACACGUGGUUAUGUAGUUUGCUUCUCAGCAUACCUCAGUACUUCAUCUUUUCUUUGAGUGAAGUUGAAACCGGUUCCCACGUCUAUGACUGCUGGGCACACUUUAUAGAGCCAUGGGGUGUUAAGGCAUAUAUCACUUGGAUAACUAUUGGUAUCUUUCUCAUUCCAGCUGUGAUACUAGUGAUCUGCUAUGGUUUUAUCUGCUAUAACAUCUGGAAGAACAUCAAAUACAAAACCCAGAAAAAGCAGGGCGAAACAGCGUCCAAAAACGGACUGAUCACGUCCUGUGUUAGCAGUGUGACAACGAUAUCCAGGGCCAAAAUGCGAACUGUGAAAAUGACUUUUGUCAUUGUUCUGGCGUACAUUGUUUGUUGGGCUCCUUUUUUCAUUGUGCAGAUGUGGUCAGUCUGGGAUCCAACUUUCGUUUGGGAUGACUCAGAAAACACCGCAGUGACACUAUCAGCUCUGUUAGCAAGCCUGAACAGCUGCUGCAAUCCUUGGAUAUACAUGUUCUUCAGUGGGCAUCUCUUGCAAGAUUGUGCACACUGCUUCCCCUCCUGCCAGAAGGUAAAGCUUAAGUUUAAGAAAGAGCGCUCGGGCAGCAGCAUCAGGAGGAACACACUGUUAACGAAGAUCCACAACAGAAGUCCAACCUCUAGCACAGGCACUCGUGGAGAUCAUAACAAUUACUCUAAAUCAUGCAGGUCUGAAUCUGUUUCUCAUUGAUCAUGUGUAUACCAAAUGAGACAAGGAAUGACCAGGCAUUGUACUGCUGGAAGAAUGGUAUUUAACUUGAGGUAAAUAAUAAUAAAAAAUAAAAAUAAAACCUUUUUUUUUUUUUUUAAGAGCUUAAUAUUCCCUUGAAUUUCGGAAUAAUCGUAGCAAGGACAGUACACCGGGAAUUAGAAUACCGAGGUAGGAAAAUAAAGAAUUAUGUACAAAUGCAGAGUGUACCAGCCUUCAGUCUAUAACAUGCUGUCUGAACACAUGUGCUUUCUCAGUAUAACCUGCAUGCAUGAAUCAUAGGAUGGGCCAGGUCCAUGUCACCAUUUGUUUCACAUUAAACUAGAGCUCGUUGUCUCUGCAAAUUGACAGAAACAUCAAAUGAAAUUGUACUUUCACAGCAUUCAUUUUGUAAAGUAUAAAUCUGCUA
Messenger RNA from Polyodon spathula (Mississippi paddlefish), 1663 nucleotides. RefSeq names its product arg8-vasotocin receptor-like. Gene Ontology annotation, biological process: positive regulation of vasoconstriction; G protein-coupled receptor signaling pathway; regulation of systemic arterial blood pressure by vasopressin. Lineage: Eukaryota; Metazoa; Chordata; Actinopteri; Acipenseriformes; Polyodontidae. The transcript is spliced from 2 exons. The record is from RefSeq and is a predicted model, not a curated record. Bases 1 to 1236 code for a protein of 411 amino acids. Gene Ontology annotation, cellular component: membrane. Gene Ontology annotation, molecular function: peptide binding; vasopressin receptor activity.